AUGGUGAUCCAACAACCCUCCAACCAGAUCAAGCUCACCAACGUCUCGCUGGUGCGCCUAAAAAAGGGCAAGAAGCGGUUCGAGAUCGCCUGCUACAAGAACAAGGUGCUAGAAUGGCGCUCCGGCAUUGAAACAGACCUGGACAACGUCCUCCAAAUUCCCUCGGUAUUCCUCAACGUAUCCAAGGGCCAGACGGCGCCGUCGGCCGAGCUGGCCAAGGCGUUCGGCAAGGACACGCCGGUGGACGACAUCAUCCUGGAGAUACUGCGCAAGGGCGAGAUGCAGGUGGGCGAGAAGGAGCGCACGGCGCAGCUUGAGCGUGUGCACAACGAGGUCAUCUCCAUCGUGGCCAGCAAGCUGGUCGACCCGCGCACCAAGCGCGUCUACACGUCGGGCAUGAUCGAAAAGGCCCUCGACAUGCUCAGCGCCAACGCGCACCAGCAGCAGCAGCAGGACAAGGACAACAAGAAGGACAAUAACAACAACAACGACAGUAACAACCCCAGCGCAACCGGCACCCCCGCGACCGGCGAGGCCGGCGAGAGCAAGCCGCGGCCGACGUGGACGGGGGUGUCGGCGAACAAGAGCGCCAAGUCGCAGGCGCUGGAUGCGAUGAAGGCGCUGAUCGCGCAUCAACCGAUUCCCGUGGCGCGGGCGCGCAUGCGGCUGCGCAUCACCUGCUCGACCAACGUGCUCAAGCAAGCCGUAAAAGCUCCCAAGGGGGCGGCGGCGGCGGCGGGCGGGAAGGAUACAGAAGGAGGGGAUGGGGAGCCAAAGGCCCCCGGGACGGUCAAGGACAAGAUCCUCAGCUUCAUCGAGCAGAUCGAGAACCAGGAUGUCAUAGGUUCCGAGUGGGAGAUUGUCGGGUUCGUAGAACCCGGGGCUUUCAAGGGGUUGUCCGACUUUGUGGGAGGCGAAACGAAAGGGCAGGGGAGGGUCGAGGUUCUAGACAUGGCCGUCACCCAUGAGGAAUAA
Molecule: messenger RNA, 975 nt
Organism: Chaetomium globosum CBS 148.51
Lineage: Eukaryota; Fungi; Ascomycota; Sordariomycetes; Sordariales; Chaetomiaceae
Exons: 1
Coding region: 1-975 (324 amino acids)
Biological process (GO): ribosome biogenesis; cytosolic ribosome assembly
Source: RefSeq, a predicted model, not a curated record